Molecule: messenger RNA, 2692 nt
Organism: Doryrhamphus excisus (bluestripe pipefish)
Lineage: Eukaryota; Metazoa; Chordata; Actinopteri; Syngnathiformes; Syngnathidae
Source: RefSeq, a predicted model, not a curated record
AUGCUACAAAUAUCUCCCCACACCGCCACAAGCUGCUAUCACACACACAUGCACGCAUUCACAAACACAUACGGCAACAGGACACACACCUUCAGCAAUAAUAAGCGUCUCGCUGCAGUCAUGAGUUCAGUUGUGGUCAUCGAACGUUGUGACCUGAACAUCAAAGGCAACAGGAGCAGCCAUCACACCGACAAGUAUGCCGAUGAGCGUCUGAUCGUCAGGAGAGGACAAGCCUUCACCAUCUUUCUGCACCUGAGACCUGGAAACCAGACCCUCAAAGACCUCACCUUCAUUGUCCAGACCGGUCCACUGCCCAGAAGAGAAUCAGACACCAAAGUUUCCUUCCCACUUAGCCAGUCCACAGUGGAUACUGAAUGGAGCGCCUCAGCCACUAAUGAGUCCACUGGGAACAAAGUGUCAGUGACCAUUAUGUCCUCCCCCAAGGCUCCCAUUGGACUCUACUCGCUGACUGUAGACCAACAGGGACUCAAGACCACCUUAGGACAGUUCACCUUGCUGUUUAACGCCUGGUGCCCAAAGGACGGCGUGUACAUGCGCAGUGAGACCAAAAGACAAGAGUAUGUCUUAUCACAACACGGGCAGAUCUAUAGAGGCACACACAAACGAAUCAAGGGCAUACCAUGGAAUUUUGGACAGUUUGAAGCAGGGAUCCUGGAUAUCUGUCUGAAGAUCCUGGACGACAACCCUAAGUAUGUGUCGGACGCAGAUCAGGACUGCUCAGCCAGGAGGAAUCCCAUUUAUGUGACCCGGGUCCUGAGCGCCAUGAUCAACAGUAAUGAUGACAGCGGCGUGCUGGUGGGAGAAUGGUACGACUUUUCUGGAGGCGUCCAUCCCGGCCUGUGGGUCGGCAGCGGGGAGAUCCUGCGUCAGUGGGUGGAGAGCGGCCCCGUCCGUUACGGCCAGUGCUGGGUCUUUGCUGCUGUCGGCUGUGCAGUGUCCCGCGCCCUCGGCAUCCCGUGCAGGGUUGUCACCAACUUUGGCUCGGCUCACGACAGUAACGCCAAUCUGAUCAUAGAAAACCAUUAUGAUGAGGACGGCAAAAGAAUAUCGGACGGAGAUUCAGUUUGGAACUUUCACGUAUGGGUGGACAGCUGGAUGACUCGUCCAGACUUGGGGAAGGAGUUUGAUGGCUGGCAAGCCAGCGACCCCACUCCACAGGAGAAAAGUGACGGUGUUUACUGUUGUGGACCAGCUUCACUGAGAGCCAUCAAGGAAGGAGAGCUUACCAAAAAGUAUGAUGCUCCUUUUAUAUUUGCUGAGGUGAACGCAGACGUGGUGGACUUGGUGCGUCUGUCUAAUGGAAAGUUUGUCAAAUUCAGCGGCUCCACUAAAUCUGUCGGACGUUUCAUCAGCACCAAGACUGUCGGCUCUGACGAGAGACAUGACAUCACGCAUCAGUACAAGUAUCCUGAGGGUUCCCAGGAGGAGCGUCAGGUGUAUGAGAAGGCUCAACACCAGAACAAACUACAACAGCGAGGAGAAGAACCAGGCCUCCAUCUCAAGAUCAAGCUGGCUGAGAACAUGAUCGUAGGCUCAGAUUUUGAGGUCUGCGCCGUGCUCGCCAACAACUACGCGGCGACAAAGAAGUGCACCCUGCUGUUCUUCGCCAGGGCGGUGGGCUACAAUGGCAAACAAGGAGAGAGCUGCGGAUUUGCCUCCGAUAAAGUGGAGGUGCCCUCUGGAGAAGAGAGACGGCUGCACCUCAAACUGAAGUAUGACAACUACGGAUCAGUGAUUACGUCUGAUCGACUCAUUCAUCUGUCUGCCAUCACCAUUGACAAGCAAACUAUUGAUUACCAUAAGGCAGAGAAGACCAUAGUACUGGAUGAGCCCUCUAUAGACAUCAAGCUGCUGGGAGAAGCUAGGGUGAGGCAUCCGCUGUCGGCACAGUUGACCUUGUUGAACCCGUUACCAGAGACCCUAUGGGACUGCAGCUUCACCAUCGGGGGGCCUGGUCUCAUUGAUGGAAAGCCCAUGACACUCAAGAUAGGACAAGUGGGCCCCAAACAGGAGGCCAGGACCACUGCUGUGUUUACACCCACCGCUCCUGGCCCAUGUGUGCUGCUGGUCAACUUUGACAGCGACAAGCUGAGGAGCAUCAAGAGUUCCAUCAAUGUUCUGGUGAAAGACGAAGAUACUCCACACAUGUAACACUCCAACCUGAUGACACUUUUUAAUGGAAUACAAGGCGAUUAAUUUAAAUUAAUCUAUUUCUAUCACCCUCAAUGAAUUUUGACUCGUAAAUUUUAAUCACAGUGAAAUGUACAACCAUCAUCUUUGCUGAUUCUGUAAGCAAUCAACUUUGUCUAAUCUACCUAAUCUCUACAUUGAUUUCAAUUGUACUCAAGUUAAAGUCCACUUAAGGUACAGGUCUAAGAAAAAGUAAAAAGAUACAGGUAACAAUUUACAGGUUCAAUUUAGGUUUGAUGUGUAGAUGUGGUUAAUAAUAUGAGAUACACAAAAAAAUGCAUUCUGAAAUAAACUAAAUGUAAGAUGUGGAAAUGAACAUUUUGUGAAUGUUCUGGCAAAAACAAGAUUUCACUUUUUUUUUUUUAAAUAGUCUAAGAAAAUAAAUGUGACAAAAAUUAGUAGCUGCCAUUUUCAUUUUCUAAGAAAAAAGGUUGGCGACUCUUGCCUGAACCAAAAUGUAACCUCAACCUUUAUCAAUUAA